Molecule: messenger RNA, 17141 nt
Organism: Lucilia cuprina (Australian sheep blowfly)
Lineage: Eukaryota; Metazoa; Arthropoda; Insecta; Diptera; Calliphoridae
Exons: 4
Coding region: 718-15279 (4853 amino acids)
Molecular function (GO): sequence-specific DNA binding
Source: RefSeq, a predicted model, not a curated record
CAAAGUGGCACCAAAGCGAGUGGUUGUAUUAUUUUCGUGUACGGCAAAUCCGCGUUAAUUUUUUACAAGUGCUUUUUCAAUAAAAAUAAUAACAAAAUAAACCAUAAAAACGCAUUAAAAACAACAUAAAUCUAUUUACAACCCAUUAAUGCUUUAUAAACUAUAAGAAAAUUACAAGAAAUUUGCCGAAAAUGUGAGAUUUUUAAUGGAAAAUUCAAAAGUGAAAAAUUUUUCUAAUUGGGAAGUCAGAUUACAAAGCUUAACACGAACGACGAAGAAGAAAAAAUAUACGAAAAAGUAGAAGUAUGAAAAAAUAAAAAAGUGAAUACAUAAAAGGCACACAAAAAAAUGGUAUAUAAAGAGAGUGCAAAAUAAAUAAAUAAAAGGAGAGUGAAAAUGCAAUGAAAAAAUAACAACGUCGGAAAGAGAGAAAGAGUGAGAGUGUUUAUGUUUUGGUUUUUUGGUAAAUAAAUACAAAACAAAAACAAAGCGGCUGUAAUAAUAAAAAACAACAACAACAAGACGGGCAAAAAGUAGUGACAGCCGAGUGUUUGUUUAUAUUUUGAUUUGGUUUCGCCGGUUUGUUGUUUGUUUAUUUUUCCUUUUUUUCAUUCUUUCACUUAAAAGUAAAUGUACUCGUGCGUGUGUUUAUGUGCGUAAAUUACCAAGAAAUUUUGUGUUUACAUUUGUAUUGUUGUUGUAAUUAAUGUUUACAAAAUGUCACAAAAUAAUCAACGUAAACAUUAUCAUAUACAUGCUCCCUAUCAACACCCCCAACAGCAGCAACAACAGGCUCAACAUCAUCAUCAUCCGCAUCACUUGACUGCCACACAACAGCAGCAGCAACAACAUCAUCAUCAGCAACAACAGCAGCAAUGGUACGCGCCACAACAUUAUCAACAUGGACUUCAUUUAAGAGAUUCGCGCCAUAUUCAGCAUCCAUCUGCUCAACAUCCUCAUCAUCAUUCUCAUCAUGUUCCACACCAGCAACAACCGCAGACACACCAUCAAGCUCAACAUCACAGCCAUUCGAUGGCUUCUCAUAUGUUUGCAAGUGGUUAUGUUGCAGCAGGAGUUGGUGGAGGGGGUGGAGUAGGUGGUGUUUCUAGUUCAGCUGGUGGUGGGGUAACAGUACCGAGUUCACCACACAAUACAGCAACAAUGGGCAGUACACACAACAUGCCGGUUGCUUCUUCCCCUGCACAUCAUUAUUCUUCUGCUGCUGCUUUGGCUGGUUCGAGUUCGAGUGUUGUUGGUGCUGGCAUUAGUGGCGGCCCGACACCAAGUAAUGCACCUACAGCUAAUAGUGCUGCUGGUGGCGCCUAUGCUGCUCGUAACCGAAUCUUUGACCUUGAAAUGUUAACAACACAAUCAACAACACAACAACAUGCUCACAGUAGUAGUGCAGCAUCACAUUCUCACUCUAUGUUAUCAACAGCCGCCGGCAGUUCAAGUGUUCGAUCAGCAGCAGGUUUUGAUGCCUAUUCUCACAAUUCUUUAUAUUCUCAACCCAAUCAACGUCAUCAUUCUUCGCCUGCCUCUUCCUCACACCAUCAUUUAGCUGCUGCGUCGCAUUCUCUGCAUCCUCAUCAUUCCCAUCAUCAUCACCACGCACCAACGUCGUCGCAUCAUCCUCAUCAAACGUCUCUGCAUCAGCAUCAUCAGUCCCAUCAUCACCAUCAGCAGCAGCAGCAUCAACAGCAACAACAACAACAUUAUUAUCAUCAUGCUCCACCAACUUCGCUUCAUCGUCCACAUUCACAAGUUAUGCCCCCCAUGUUACAACAUAUUAAAUCUGAGCCAGUAGAGCAAAUCACCGUAACACCGUCUAUACAAACCGAGGAAAUCAUCAUAAAAUGUAAGUUGUAUUUAUUGUCAUCACUGUUUGUUGUUGUAUGUAAAAUAAGGAGACAAUGUUGGGUUUCCCUUCUUCAAAUUAUGUUUUUUUACUUUGUCGUAGUAGUUUUGUUUUCAGUAGAAAUUUCUGUGAAAUAUCUUCCCCAGAUUUGCUGUAUAAGUGUAACACAACGCGAUCAAUUAUUUGUCCAUCUAAAUGAGCAUAAAUACCAACCACGCUUCGAUUGCUGUAUCUGUCGUUUAUGUUUUCAAACUUCAUUGGAACUGCAUGAUCACUACAUAAACAAUGAAGAUUUCUGUGGAAAAUUUUACGAUAAAGAAGCCUUUAAAAAACCAAUUACCUCGUCGUCAACGUCCUCCACAUCAACAACACCUUAUCUGGGAAAACCGGAAAGUUCGAAUUUGGAAAUAGCACAUACGUUCUCCCUAAAAGAUAUACCUCCGGCUAAUAGUCAGCAUUUGGAAGCUUUAUAUAAUAAACCUUCCUCUUCAAAAACUUCCAUGGAAGCAGCUAAUUCGUUUGGUGCCGCUAGUGAUUUUCCUUUGGAGCCACAGGUAGAGGUAAAAACAGAAAUUAAAGUAGAACCCGAUUUUUAUCCACCUAUGGAUCAAUCAGAUUUUCCAUCUUAUGACAAUGAUUAUCCUCCUGCCGAUUUUGCAACAGGCUCCAAUCCAAAUUUAGCAUUUCUACAAGAUUUUCAAGAUAAUGCUUCCAGCUCUACUAAUUCAUCGUAUUCCUUUAAUAAUAACGAUGCCAUACAAGAUGAAGAUGCCAUUUGUUGUGUGCCCAAGUGUGGGGUACGUAAAUUCUCUUCGCCUUCCUUACAAUUCUUUGGCUUUCCAAGGGAUGAAAAGUAUUUAGCACAAUGGUUGCAUAAUCUAAAAAUGAUCUAUGAUCCUAAUGUUAAUUAUGGUUUAUAUCGUAUUUGUAGUUUACAUUUUCCCAAACGUUGUAUAGCUAAGUAUUCCUUAAGUUAUUGGGCAGUGCCCACCUUUAAUUUGGGUCAUGAUGAUGUGGGUAAUUUAUAUCAGAAUAGAGAAAGUUCGGGGGGGUUUCCGGCCGGUGAAAUGGCCAAGUGUAGUAUGCCGGGUUGUCCUUCGCAGCGUGGCGAAACUAAUGUAAAAUUUCAUGUAUUUCCACGCGAUUUAAAGACCUUGAUAAAAUGGUGUCAAAACUCCCGUCUACCGGUUCACAGUAAAGAUAAUAGAUUUUUCUGUUCGCGUCAUUUUGAGGAGAAAUGUUUUGGUAAGUUUCGUUUGAAACCCUGGGCCAUACCCACCCUCAAUCUGGGCACAGUGUAUGGUAAAAUACACGAUAAUCCUAAUAUCUAUCAAGAGGAAAAGAAAUGUUUUUUGCCCUUCUGCCGACGCAGCAGAUCGUAUGAUUGUAAUUUAUCUUUGUACAGAUUUCCACGCGAUGAAACUUUACUAAGACGUUGGUGUUAUAACUUGCGCUUAGAUCCCAAUAUGUAUAGAGGUAAAAAUCAUAAAAUAUGUUCUUCUCAUUUCAUUAAAGAGGCAUUAGGCUUAAGAAAACUUAAUCCCGGCGCAGUGCCCACUUUAAAUUUGGGUCAUAAUGAUAGAUUUAAUAUAUAUGAAAAUGAACUUUACACACCACCACCGCCUCCGCCGCCACAACCCUCCACCUCGUCGAAGGCUCAUAAAUAUGCAGAAUUGUUUAAACAGGAAAUGGCUGGUUCAUCACAUAUCUAUGAUGGCGUUUUUAUGAAUGCAUCAUCCAUGGUGCAGAAAUAUUCCUCCUCGGCAGCAGCAAAUUCUAAUAAUUCCAAUAAUUUAGAUUUGGGAGAUGUUUGCCUAGUGCCCACCUGUAAACGUACCCGCCAUUCAGCUGAUAUUACUCUGCAUACGGUACCCAAACGUCCGGAGCAGCUGAAGAAAUGGUGUCACAAUUUGAAAAUGGAUUUGGUUAAAAUGCAUAAAAGUGUUAGAAUCUGCAGUGCACAUUUCGAAAAGUAUUGCAUAGGCGGUUGCAUGAGACCCUUUGCUGUACCUACACUAGAGUUGGGUCACGAUGACACCAAUAUCUAUCGGAAUCCGGAUGUUAUUAAGAAACUUAAUAUACGUGAAACUUGCUGCAUACAAACGUGCAAAAGAAAUCGUGAUCGUGAUCAUGCUAAUCUUCAUAGAUUCCCCACACACCCUGAAUUGCUGCAGAAAUGGUGUGAGAAUCUGCAGAAACCCAUUCCGGAUGGCACUAAGCUCUUCAAUGAUGCUGUCUGCGAGAUACAUUUCGAAGAUCGCUGCUUGCGUAAUAAACGUUUGGAAAAAUGGGCCAUACCCACUUUAAAUUUAGGCUGGGAUGAGGCUCCGCAUGCUCUACCCUCUGAGGAGGAGAUUAACGAGAAUUGGGUAAAGCCUUUUGCUCCCAAUAAUGGCGAUGAGCAAGGAGAAUGUUGUGUGGUCAGCUGUAAACGUAAUCCGCAAAUUGAUGAUGUCAAAUUGUAUAGACCACCCGAGGAUGCUGAGCAAUUGGUUAAAUGGGCUCAUAACUUACAGGUGGAUGUGGCCGAAUUGCCCAAUAUGAAAAUUUGUAAUUUACAUUUCGAACAGCAUUGUAUAGGCAAACGUUUGCUCAACUGGGCCAUGCCUACUCUCAAUUUGGGCGCUAAAGUAGAGCAUCUUUUCGAAAAUCCUCCACCUAUGCCCACUAUCUAUAAAAAGAAAAUCAAACCGGAAAGGUUAAUCAGCAGCCAUGAAGCCAUUAAAUGGUCGCCACGCUGUUGCCUGCCGCAUUGUCGUAAAAUGCGCUCGGUGGACAAGGUUCAUCUGUUUCGUUUUCCCUACAAUAACCGCCAGACUUUGGCGAAAUGGUGUCACAAUUUACAGCUACCAUUGGUGGGUAGUUCUCACCGACGCAUCUGCUCCAGUCACUUUGAAUCCUCGGUAUUAACCAAACGUUGUCCCAUGUCGCUGGCAGUACCCACUCUUGAUCUAAAUGCUCCGCCGGGCUAUAAAAUCUAUCAAAAUCCUGCACGUUUAAAACAAAUCAAAAUAGGCUCACAAAGAAAAUGCAUCAUAGAGAGCUGUGGCAAAACCAAACUAGAUGGUGUUUCACUCUUCCGUUUCCCCAACAAUAGAUCCAUACUAUAUAAAUGGCGUCAUAACAUCAAAAAUUGGCCUAAAGGAAAAUUAAGCUCUCAGCUAAGAAUCUGUGCCGAACAUUUUGAGCCACAUUCGGUGGGCGAAAGAAAACUGUCGCCCGGUGCUAUACCUACUUUGAAACUGGGACACGAUGCUAAAGAUUUAUAUCCCAAUGAGACCAGAUCGUUCUUUGAUUUGGAGAAAUGUGUGGUUAAUGGCUGUGAUUCGCGCAAAGACAUGGAAGACAUAAGACUUUUCCGUUUUCCUCGCGAUGACGAUGUUUUACUUAAGAAAUGGUGUAAUAACCUUAAAAUGGAAACCAAUGAUUGUGUGGGCAUUAAGAUAUGCAGUAAACAUUUCGAAACGGAAUGUAUAGGACCACGCCAGCUGUAUAAAUGGGCUAUACCUACCUUAAAACUGGGACAUCAGGAAGAUGAUUUAGUGGAUAUAAUACCCAAUCCACCGCCCGAGCAAAGAGCCGGAGAAUUCCUAUUCAAAUGUUGUGUACCCACCUGCGGUAAAACGCGCAAAUAUGAUGAAGCUCAAAUGAAUAGUUUCCCAAAGAAUUUGAAAUUAUUCCGCAAAUGGAAACAUAAUCUAAAAUUAGAUUAUCUCAAUUUUAAAGAAAGAGAAAAAUAUAAAAUUUGCAAUGAUCAUUUCGAGGCGGUGUGUGUGGGUAAGACUAGAUUAAAUUUUGGAGCUUUACCCACUUUAAAUUUGGGCCAUGAUGAUGUAGAUGACUUGUAUCAAAUUAAUCCCGAUAGAAUACGACCAAAUUUGUUUAUAAAACAAAAAGAUGCCGAACGAUUGGAAAGAAGACGUAUUUUACGGGAGGAAAAUAGAGAGCAAUAUGAGUGUGAGGAACCAGAGGAAGAUAAUACAGAUCCUUUAAGUCUAGAACCAGGAGAUAUUAAAUGUUAUGUCUCCGAUUGUUCUGCUCCCAAAAGCAUAAUGCGUGAACCCUAUGAAUUGCCGCAAAGCAAAGAAUUUAAAGAAUUAUGGUUAAAGGAAUUGGGAGAAGACGCUGAAGAGGACUUACCCUGUGAAGCUAGAAUCUGUGGCCUACAUUUCCAAAAUAUAUUCAAUCAACUUAAAGAACAAAUGUUGGAAUUAGCAGAAGAAAAUCCCGAUUUAAAAUCCGAUUUCCAGAAAUUACAAUAUAAUUAUCAAAAGUCGAACAUAUCUUUGGUGGUCAACAGCUAUCAGUGUCGUGUGGCUGAUUGUGCCACCAACCUCUUAAACUCCUCCAUAAGACUGUUUUUCUUUCCGUAUGGCAAAAAUUUAGUUAAUAAAUGGUCUCACAACACCGGCAUAAUACCCGACGAACAUCGCCGCUAUAUGAAUAAAGUAUGCGCCUUGCAUUUCGAAUCCUAUUGCAUUACCGAAAACCAAAGAUUAAGAUCUUGGGCCAUACCCACUUUAAAUUUACCUUUAGACGAAGAUAAACAUUUGUAUAAAAAUCCCGAUCUUACUAAACUAGAUCGCCGAAUGUUGGGACCACAAAUUGUUAAAUGUGCCGUGAAAAAUUGCAGCUAUCAAAAAUCUGCCGAAGAUGAUUCCAUUAAACUUUUUAAUUUUCCCUGUGAUGAUAAGUUACUAAAGAAAUGGUGUGAUAAUUUAAAAAUGUCUCAUCAUUUUACGCCUCUAUUGAAAAUUUGCUCUUUGCAUUUUGAGAAACAAUGCUUUGGCAGCUGUCGCAUACGUUCCUGGGCCAUACCCACUUUGAAUUUGGGUCAUGAUGAGGCUCCGGAGCAUCUCAAUAAAACCACCAUACGCCAAGAGUUAUUUGAGGCUCCCGAGCAGAUAGCCGACAUACAAUUGAAACAGGUUAAGAUUAAGAAGUCUCUGGACAGCGCUAAAUGCUAUAUAGCCAGUUGCCGUAAGUCUAGAUUGAAACAUGGUGUACGUUUCUACAGUUUACCCAGCAAUCCCAAGAUGAAACGUAAAUGGCUGCAUAAUUUACAAAUUUCACAAAUGAAAUCCUCGCAUAAGUUGCAAAAUGUUAAAAUUUGCAAUCAUCAUUUUCACAAAAGAUGUCUAGAGGGCAAACAACUGAAAGCCUGGGCUGUACCCACCAUGCAUUUAGGUCACACGGAUGCUAUUUUCGACAAUCCUCGCAAAGUACAAUCUCUGCAGAUACAGCGUUGUGUGUUGGCGCACUGUAAAAAUCAUACGAUGCCGCAAGGAGUUCGGUUAUUUGUGUUUCCCAAAUCACCCGAAUUUCUAGAGAAAUGGUCGAAAAAUUUAAAACUAGAACUGGAGAAAUGUAAGGGCAAAAUAUGCCAUGAACAUUUCGAAAAGGAGGUUAUAGGAGAAAAGAAAUUGAAAAAUGGAGCAGUGCCCACUUUAAAUUUGGGCCAUGAUGAUGAGGAUAUAUACGAUAAUAAGGAAUUAAAAGAGAAAAUGAAAUUGAAAUCCAGAGAACAGGAAGUAAAAGUAGAUCCUUUAGAAACAAAAGAAAUCACAGAAGAGUUGUACGAAGAGGAAUAUGAGCCCCAUUCCGGGGAGGAGGAAGAAGAAGAGGAGGAGGAAGAUGAAGAAUUAUGGGAAACCGAUAUAGAAGAGGAAGAACGCGAGAAGGAGGAGGAAGAGGAGGAGGAGUUGGAGGAAGAAGAAGUGUUAUACUAUGAUGAGGAAGAGGGGGAGGAGGAAGAUGUACUAGAAGAACAAGAAAGUAAUAGUAAAAGACCACAAGAAGAUGAUGAAUUGAGUGUUACAACCAGCAUAACCGAUUGGAGUUCUAUUAAAUUUAAAGAGGUAAGAGUAGCCAUAACACCUUUAACACCCGAAGACUUAAUGGAUUUAUGUUCCCGUUCUUCAUAUGAAAGAGAAUUUGGUUGCCUAACACCAGCCAGUAGUUUAAGAGGACGUAGAUCUAUAACACCCGCUUCUAGUUUAAAAGAAUUACGUUCAGAAACUCCUGAACAAAAGCCCAAUAGCGGACAACUUAAGUUAAGAUCCGAAACACCGGAUAAUAAGUCAUUUUUUGGUUUUAGAGAACCACGUUCAGUGACACCCGAUCAAAAAGCAGAUCAAGCAAGAGUCACUCACACCCCUGAACCUAAACUAGAGAAACUAAACGAUAAUCAUAAUGAAACCAAAAAUAUCUCAACAAGUAAUACCCUAAAGAGAGAUAAUACAGAAACCAACAGUUUUAGUGUCAAACGUGAAAGAUUGGAAUUGUCAGAAGAUGAAAACACUAAUACUUCUUUGCCCUUGGAAAUGGAUUAUGCCAAUAGCACUAAUCUUAGAACCGAUAAAGCUCUUAAUGCAGUAGCUCCCAUUUGUUGUCUAAAACACUGUGGCAAAGAGAAAACACCCGAACAGCAUUUGACCACUUAUGGUUUUCCCAAAGAUCCACAAUUAUUGCAAAAAUGGUGUGAUAAUCUAGGCUUACAGCCCGACGAAUGUAUCGGACGUGUUUGUAUAGAUCAUUUUGAAUUGCGUGUUAUAGGCACACGAAGGCUAAGACAAGGAGCAGUGCCUACUUUAAAUCUAGGACCUAAUCGUCAGGCUAAACACUCCAACUCAGAGGAAAUGCCGCCAAAGAAAACAUUAACCAAGGAUUGUACAGAAACAGUUAACCUGCCAGAAGCGGACGGCAAUCUAAAGCCACCACCUCCUUAUAAGCAUAGCAAAACCAGCAAGCAAUCGGUUUUUCGGCUAUGUUGCCUCAAACAUUGUCGACGCAAGAAAUUUGUAAAACCGGAGAAGAAAGAGAAGGACUUGCCGAAGGAGCCAAUGGCAAUGGAGCAGCUAUUUAAAUUUCCCACUGAUGAGAAUACACUAAAGAAAUGGUAUAAAAACUUAAGAUUACCUGAAAAGCUAAGCAUACCCAACGAUUUGCAAAUAUGCGCAAAACAUUUCGAAAGCAAUUGCAUUAUAAAAGGCAAACUACAUCCCAAGGCUGUACCAACGCUAAAGCUAAGCUAUGCUAAUCGUGAGCCUAUUUACAAGAAUAAUCCCAAGGAUUUUGAGACUUUUAUGCAGAAAUCAACACCAAAAGAAAAAUGUUUUCUAAAACAUUGUGGUAAUGUUAAUACCGAAAGGAUUUUCCUAAUACCCUUUCUGGAUAACGAAAGUAUGAGUGCUAAGAAAUGGUGUAAAAACUUGAGAAUCCCUUAUGAUAGAAGUAAACUAAAGAAAUUGAAAAUCUGCAGUGAACAUUUUGAACCCUAUGUGUUCUACAAAAGAUGCCAUUUAAGAAACGGGGCUUUACCCACGUUAAAUCUGGGUCAUACGGAAGCCAUAACACGUAAUUGUCGCAAGUUACGCUUGAAACGGGUUAACAGUAAUAGUGUUAAGGAGCAGUGUUGCAUUGAACAGUGUAAGGAAACAAACUUGAAAUUGUAUGCUUUUCCGCGCAGUUUCGAAUUGCGCAAAAUCUGGUGCAACAAUUUGCAAAUAGAACUUAGGCAAGCUUUAAAUAAUCACUAUAAAGUAUGUAGCAAACAUUUUGGUAUCGAAAGUUUCAUGGUCGGAUCGGAUAAUUUGAAAAUUAAUGCUGUACCUGUUUUGAAUUUAGGCAUAAAAACCGAAAGUCAUUUGGUGUUGAGUUCAAAUCCUCAAGAAAGUAAAUGUCUAGUGGAAAAUUGUCAAAAGACCCCCAGUGUGGAUAAGGUGAAACUAUUCAAAAUGCCACAAAAACCCGAGAUACUUAAGAAAUGGCUGUUUAAUUUGAAUUUAUCGGCCGAGACUUACAAUCCUCAGGAUGUUAUCUGCAGUAAGCAUUUCGAUAAGAGUUGUAUUAAACAAGGACUGCUACAUGAGAAUGCCAUACCCACCAAAUUCCUAGAGAUAGCCUCUAAAGACUGGUUCUACAAAAACAAUGAGGAAUUAUAUGAAAUGCCACGAAAAUGCUGUGUUUUGAAUUGCCAACAAACAUCGGAGGAAGCUAAACAUUUGUAUAGAUUUCCCAAGCACAAAGAGGAUUUGGAAAAAUGGUUGUAUAAUUUGAAAUUACAAGUAGAAGAGUCCGAGGUUAAAGAUUUGCGAGUAUGCGAUAAACAUUUCGAACAGAGCUGUAAGAUAUCCAACAAGGAUUUAAUAACUCAAGCUUUACCAACCCUCAACUUGGGCCACACGGACUCGGAUAUUUAUGGUAAUAAUUUUAUAAAAUGCUGUCUGGAUAAUUGUACAAUCGAGGGUUUCUAUUAUCACAAAUUACCCGAAGAUUUAAUGUUACAAAGUUUCUGGUUUCAAGAACUCGAAAUGGAAACUACUUAUAAUACCUCCCUAUACAUCUGUUCCGUACAUUUUGUGGCCUUUUUCGAGAGGAUCUUGGAAAAAUAUAGUGCUUUUCUUAAGGAGUCCAAGGAAUAUGUUAAGUUGUCGCUAACCUAUAAUGAGCUUAAAGCUUUACCUGGUCUACAAAGCUAUAAAUGUAAUAUACCAAAAUGUAAUUCCGGUUUCAAACUCAUAUGGAAAUUAUUGAAAUUUCCCAAAGAUCAAACUUUAUUCAAUAAAUGGCUGCAUAAUACGGGUUUAAAGUUUGACUAUGAUCAGCGCAACAAUUAUCGCAUAUGUGCCCAACAUUUUGAGGAAAGAUGUUUAAGUGAGAAAAAGCUACAUCGUUGGUCUUUGCCCACCCUAAAGCUGCCCUUCAACAAUAGUUUAUAUGUCAAUCCACCCGAGGCAUUACCCUCUCAUCAUGAAAAUCUUAAACACUGCUGUGUCUCCAAUUGUCCAACUGUUAAGGGUCCAUUUUAUAAGUUUCCCCUUAAGCUAUCAGAAGCCAAGAAAUGGAUACAUAACUUGGACCUGGGCACCCAACAAUGUACCUUAAAUUUAAGAGUCUGCUAUAAACAUUUCGAAAACUAUUGCUUUUCCAAGGCAGUGGAUAAAAUAAAACCUUUAAAAUCCUGGUCAGUACCUACUUUAAAGCUGAAACGUAAAACCGAACUAUAUCUCAAUCCAGCCGAUAAGAUAGCCUAUUAUGUUUGUUGUAUAAAUAGCUGCAAGCAGAUUUUAAAUAAAUCCAAAGAAAUCUAUCUCUUUAAAUUUCCCUCCAGCAAUACGUUGAGACAGAAAUGGUUACACAAUUUAGGCCUUAAUCGUACGCAAUAUCAGGAAACUAUGAGAAUUUGUUCGGAUCAUUUUGAAAGGGAUUGUUUUUAUAAAGGCUAUAAGUUAUUGCGUAAAUAUUCCGUACCCACUUUGUGUCUAAAUAAACCACCCAAGGAUCUUCAUACCAAUCCCGUAAGACGUCCCUAUCUAAAGUGUUGUGUUAAAUUGUGUAAAGGACCCUGGUUGCAAUUGUUUAACUUUCCCAAAGAUAAAACUUUAUUAAGAAAAUGGUGCCAUAAUUUGCAAUUGGAAAAGGAAAUUCCCAUGGAGUCUUUAAGAGAGGCCAAGUUAUGUGGUCAACACUUUGAAAAGGAAUGUUUCAAUAGAUUUGGUUUAAUAAGGGCAAUGGCAUUGCCAACACUUAAAUUGGGACAUCGUAAAAAGCUUUUCAAAAAUCCCAAUUUUAAUGGAAAAUCAAAGAUCAAAGCGGAACUAAAAGAAGAGGGAAAAGCAGAGGAGAAAGUAACACCUAAAGCUAACGAGGAUGUAACAAAAGAGCAGCAGCAGCAGGAUUUACAGGUUAACCAGGAGUUAGACAAUAAUUUAGAGUCUGAAAAAAAGGAAACAAAAACAUUUAGAGCAAAAGCUUUAAGGCCUUUACAACAUUUAAGAAAACCCGAUAAACUUAUCAAUCGUUAUGAUCCCAAGGCCAAAACUCUAAGAAAGAAAGCUUUAAAUAUCAAAGCUAAACUCACAAAAGUUGUGAAGACAAAACAUUUAUCCAACAAAGCUAAAGAGAAUAAAACCAAGAAAGCUAAAGAGAAGAAAACUUUAAAAGAAAAUAAAGAGUCAGAAGAACAAGAAAUUAACAAUUUGAUAGAAGAGAAGAACUGUAAAGAUAAGGAAGAACAUUUAGAUCAAGUUAAGGAGCCGGAAAGUUGUGAAGUUGAGUCAAACAUACAACAGCAAGAGGAUGCUUAUUUGGAAAAUUUAUUGGAAAUUUUAACAGAGACCGAUAAUGCUACAGAUUCAAGGGAAAUUAAAGAACAAAUAAAGCAGGAACAGGUAAUUGAAAGUACUCAGAAAUUAUUGGAUAUAGAAACCGAGAGAGAACAAUCUUCUACGGCAGCUAAGCUAAAAGAGAACCCAGAGCAGUUAACUACUCAAGAAGUUGCAAAGCAAACUGAAGACUAUUUGCAGAGUAAUCCAGAAGACGAAAAUACUUUUACUAUAUAUGAGAUAAAACAGGAAUUGGAAGAGUUUAAGGAACAGCUUUAUAUCACAGACAGUUAUCAGACUAACGAGCAAUAUCUAGAGAAUAACGAAAAUCCCAAGGAAAAUGAUAAUUUAGACUAUAGUCAAGAUAGUUUUACAAAUGUACAACUCUAUCCCUACGAAGAUUCUCAAGAUGAUUAUCUACAAGCACGUCCGGACUAUGAACCAAGUGAUCAUAGUGAAAAUGAAUUAAACGAUCCCGAUGCAACAGAAGAACCUGAUAAACAUACAAAUGGCAAAGGUAAAAACCCUAUAGGUUGUUGCAUAAAAACUUGUCGCAACUUUAAUAACUAUCAGGAUCAUAUACCAUUCUUCAAACUACCCAAUAUACGCAAAUUACGAGAACAAUGGCUGGCCAAUUGUAAAAUCAAUCAAAAACAAUAUAACGCAAAGGGGGUCUUAAGACGUUUCAGAAUUUGCAUAGAACACUUUCACAAACAAUGUCUAAAAAAUCAUUAUCGUUUACUGAUCGGAUCAGUACCUACCCUAAAGCUAGGUUCACCCGCUAUAUACUCAACUAAUGAAUCCCUUAAAUACUAUAGCUAUUUUAGGUGUAAAGUAAAGUGUUGUCAACGUUCUACACAAUAUGAUAAAAUCAAUAGAAUCAAAUUUCCCGAGCAGCCGGAAUUGAAAAGUAAAUGGUGUUACAAUUUGAAUAUCAAAGAGAAUACUUUAAGUGCUAAUGAUUGGAUUUGUCAUAGACAUUUCGAGAGAAAAGCCUUAAUAGAUUGUCGCAAACCCAAGACGGGAAUGUUGCCAACAUUACUUUCAGAUAGUUUAGCGUUAAAAGGAAAUGCUGAAGAAGGAGAUCUGGAGAAUAUAGAGAAUAACUCGAAAACUUGCUGUGUUAAAAACUGUGAUGGUUUAGUGGGAGAAUUUUGUAAAAUACCCACUAAAUGUAAGGCGAUAUAUAAAAAAUGGUUAGAGAACUUAAAACUGGAAGAUACACCAGAAGUAAGGGAAAACACAUAUGUUUGUCUAAAACAUUUUGAGGCCACUUCUUUGCAAAAUAAAAGAAGAAUUCCACUUAUGGGUUCAGUGCCCACUUUAUAUUUAGAGGAAAGACAUGAACCACAAGGGAUUAUAAACACCAAAUGUUCACAUCCUUUGUGUAGGGAAGAUACUUCUCAAUUAUAUGAUUGGCCUAAUAAGGGUAUCUGUCACAAUAUUUGGUUACAGAUCAACAAAUACAGUUGGGAACUAAAACAUCAUGAAUUAAAGUGGCAACGUCACUCAGAAACAAUCAAAUUUUGUACGAAACAUUUUAUAAAUCUCUAUGAAAUCAAUCAAAAAAACAUAAAUAGUUGUAAAAUUUUAACAACAAAUAAUAAAGAAAUGUUAAAAGAAAUUUUUGAAAAUCUCAAACCAAAGUUCACUAAAGUAAAUAAAGUGAAAAAAUAUGAUAAAUGUGUGGUUUCGGGUUGUAAAACAGAUCAUCAAUUUAUGGCGUAUAAAUCUUUUAAACUUUUUCCUUUUCCCAAAACCGAUAUAAGUAAAAGCUGGUGUAAUAACAUUGAUAUGGACUUUAACACUUUGAAAACUCUGGCAACCGCAAAAAUCUGUGAAUUACACUUUGACAAUGAAUGUUUUGCACAAAAGAAACUUUUGGAUACGGCAUUACCUACUUUAAAUUUACCGAAAACUAAGCGUAAUGUUUUACCCAAUACACAAAAUGCCACUGGUAAAUGUUGCCUUAAAUCUUGUCCUAAUAAUCAGGGUUUAAAGGAAAAAUCUCUUAAUAGAUUAUAUAAGUUUCCCUUAAAUCCUCAAAUUCUUCAAAAAUGGUUACGUCUAACGAAUUGUACGAAUUAUGAGGUGAAAACUUUACGUAUUUGUGAUUUGCAUUUUGAAAAAUGUGAUUUUAAUAAAAAUAAAACUUUAAAGGAAUCAGCUAUACCCAUAUUAUAUUUAGAUGAUCUAGAAACUUCACUCAAUUCUCCUCAACCCUCGGCCAUAGAUGAUUUUAUACAGGUCAAACAGGAACUAGAUAAUUCCGAGGAAUGGUGUGAAAAUUUAGAUUCUCUAAAUCAUGAUUUGAAUGCAUAUGAAGAAAGUCAAAUAACGGCAACACAAUUAGAGCUAAAGAAAUUUUCCGAUACAGAUAACUAUCCAUUGUUGGAUAUAAAACAGGAAAUUCUUGAAAUACAAGAAGAAGAACCACUUGAAACAAAUCCCUGCUCGCUCUUUAGCAUACAAAAGCUGGAGGCAUCAGAAACCUAUGAAUACACUCAGACAAGUUCUUCGCCUCCUCGUAAAACUGAUUUUGUUAUAAGCGACAUCAAAUCUCAAAUCUAUUUAUGUUGUGUACAGAAAUGUACCAAUAAUUCAGAAACUCCAGGUAUACGUCUCUUUACCGAGUUCCCCAAUGAUUCGGAAAUAUUUAUAAAAUGGUGUUUUAAUCUUAAAAUAGAUCCUCGCAAUUAUCAGGAAAAUCAAUAUAAUAUAUGUCAACAACAUUUUGAAACGAUAUGCUUUAAUGAACAAGGUCAACUACAACCCUGGUCCGUGCCCACCUUAAAUUUAAAUUUAAAUGAAAAUUCUUUUAUACAUCAAAACGAUAUACCCGAACAUUUGCAAACACCACCCGAACAAUGUAUUGUUUAUGGUUGUAUUAAUCCGCAAAAGCCUCUCUACAAAUUCCCCUAUAAUCCGGAUGUCUCACAUAAAUGGUUUGCAAAUUUAAAACUAGACUAUACCGAUUUUCGAGCACAAAAUUAUCGCAUUUGUAAGAGACAUUUCCCGCCACAAUGUUUUGAACACAACGACUCAAAUAAACUGAAAACAGAAGCUGUACCCUCUAUAUAUCUGGGCCAUACAGAUAAAAUCUUUUAUUUUAAUACAGCCGAGGAAAUGCAAUUAGAACAAGAAGGUAUUGCAGUUGCUGGCGGUGGUGGUGGUGUUGGUGCUCUUAGUAAUCAUGAUAACAGUAGAGGCAGUAGUCAGGGUUCUUUAGGUCGUCUUAUAUCACCCCAUGAUCUAGAAGAUCAUGAUAGUAGUUAUUUUGAAGAUUUUGAAGAAUACUACGGACAAGAGGAAUAAAUUUAAAUAUAUAUUUAUAUACUACAUAUAUACGCGAUAGAAAAAAAAGAAUAAAUUAUAAAUUUAAAGAAUAUAUAAUAAUACAAUAGUUUUUAGAAAAUAUAUAUAUUUUUAACCUAUAAACGCACUACUCUGACAUUCUUCGGAGCAAAAGCAUACACAAUUUUAGUGGCAUUUAGAUGAACAAGCACAAAUACUAUAAUUAAGAAAAAGUUUUUGUUUUAAAAAUUUUUAAAAAAUAAUAUAUAUAUAAACAGAUUAAUGUAAAAAAUCACUUCCCUGUAGCAUGACCCAUAGCUUGUAGUUAAAAAAUAAUAUAUAUAUUUUGUAACAGUAUUUUUUUUAUUUUAAAACCACUAAUUUUUAAAGAACCCAGUAUUUUAUAAAGGUUAAAUAUUGAUCUUAAGAGUUUAUAGCAAUCUUAUAAGAUUUUUAUGGAAUCUAUGGUUCAGACUAUAGACUAAACUGUAGAUUACCAGAUUACAGAAUUUACAUUAGUCCCGACUAUCAUACUUGAGAUUAUAGACUGGUAUAUAGUCCUCACUAUAGAUUCAACUUUACAACAGAUACCUAUAGACUUAACUAUCAUUCAGACUAGAGCUUAGGCUAUAGUCUAGACUUCAGAUUAUAAACUACACUAUAGACAAGACUACAAACCAGACUAUAUACUAGACUAUAGUCUAGGCUAUAGAUGGCACUAUAUUCAAGAUUACAGACUUGAAUAUAGUUCUGACAAUAUACACGACUAUAAACUUGAUUACAGAUUAGAUUAAAGUUGAAAUAAUGGUGUAGACUACGGACUAUAAUAUAGUCUAGACUAUAAAAUAGAUUACAGAUUAUGGUUUAUAAGGCUAGAAUAAAGUUAAGACUACAGACUAUAGAUUAGACUAGUUAAGACUAUAUCCAUAAAGAAUUAACUAUAUUUUGGAUUAUAGACCAGACUGUAGUCUAGACUUCUGAUCAUUAACUACAUUAUAUAUAAAGCAAUAAAGUGUACAUUAGACUAGACUAGAUUAUAGUCUAGGCUACAGAUGGUAUUAUUCAGAUAAUAGUGUAGACUAUGCACCAUACUAUCGUCUAGACUAUAAAAUAGAGUAUUGUUAAUAGGAAUAAAGUUUAGACUACAGACUAGAUAUAGAGACUAUAGAUUGGACUAAAGCCCAGACUAUAAAUUAGUCUAAAGAACAUAAGGUAUAUAGACAGGACUAUACUCGAGACUAUAGGCGGCAAUAUAGUCCACAUUUGAAUAUAUUAAAAUCCAGACUAAAGAUUAGUCUCUGGUCUAGUUAAAGAUUCCACUAUAGAAUAGAUAUAGACUAAACCAGUCCAGACUAGACUUCAGACUAGGGACUGCAAUAUAUACUAGGCUUUAAGCUAAACUUGACUUAGACACUAAUAAAGGCUACUGCAGUCCAUAUUAUAGACUUGUUUAUAAUACAGACUGUAGACUAUAGUCAUUCUAUAACAUAGUCAAGUCUAUAACUAUAGUUGAGACCACACAUAGUCUUGACUGAAAUAAGGUCUAUUGUUUUAUAACUAUAUAACUAUAGUUUUGAUCAUAGUCUAGAAAUAUGUUCCCUUUUCACUUUUUUUUCAUUCACCAACUUUUUUGUCGUGAAAAAAAUCAACUGUUGUAAAAUUUGUUAAUGGAAUUUUGUAAACAAUGAACAGUUGUUCUACACAAUAUUAACUAUUGUGAAUGAAUUGUUCGAGUGAAAUGUAAAUUUCAAGAGAACAAAAUGUUGACUUCUUUUGGCGAUAGGGGUGAUAGUCUUGACUAGGGUUCUAUAAAUCGACUUUCGAAUAAUCGACUUUUUGUCGAAAAAAGUCGAAAAGUCGAAGUCGACUAUUUUGUUCCAAAA